Molecule: messenger RNA, 2229 nt
Organism: Lodderomyces oxycetoniae
Lineage: Eukaryota; Fungi; Ascomycota; Pichiomycetes; Serinales; Debaryomycetaceae
Gene: UTP8
Product: Utp8p
Exons: 1
Coding region: 1-2229 (742 amino acids)
Source: RefSeq, a predicted model, not a curated record
AUGUCUGGUCCCAACUUGGUAAAUCAAUAUCCCAUCACAUCCUUACCAAGGGUGAACGAUGUGGAGUUAUCGCGUAAAUUGGUGGUGUCCCCAAUCAUCUCUCACGAUACUUCAAUUAUAGACCUUGGAAUUUCGAAAUCCAUGAUAUCGUCACAUUUAAUAAAACCUAGUCCGAAAUUGUUAUGGUCAUAUGCGCUCAAACCAUCUGUUGUUGUAGAAGCAAUGGAUGUGGUCAAAUCACUGAAUAAGAAAUACUAUAUAUGCAGUUUAUCAGAAAGGAGGAGUGCCCAGCUUUUACUAGUUGAAACUGAAAAUGAUACUACUAUCACUACCACCACCACCACCACCACUGGUGGUGAUGGCAAUUUCAACAUUUCAACGUCAAAAGAGUCGAAAUUAAAAUUACACCAAAAAGCGAUUGGUGUGAAAUUUUUGAGUGUUUCUAAAAUUGCUGUUGUUUAUGUUGAUGGAGCAGUUGAAAUUAUUAAUCUAGUUGAAAAUGUUUUGAGCUUUGCCGGGAAUAAAAUUGCAAGUAGCAGUGAAAAAGAAGAAGAAGUGAUAUUUAAUACCUUUAUCAGUGACUUGGAACAGCCGCUACUUUUGAUUGUUUCGAAAGUGUUGAGAUCAAAAAAGUUGAAUUAUAAGCUCAUCUCUUUGGACUUGCAAAAACCAAUAUUCGAAGCACAAAUGGUACAGAGAGAUUACCAAAAAGAGAAGGAGGAGGAAAAAGCAGCAGAGGAGAACUUUGUUUUUGCAUACAUAGAAGGAACCUUAUUCCAAUACCGUAAUUUUCAUUUAGAGUCUAUUUCAAUUGCCAAUUUCCAAACACAAAACACUAUUUUGGUAUCUACCUUGAUUGAUAAGCAGUUCCCAGUUUCAAUAAGGGCGCCGGCUCCCGAUAGAAUCUUGCUAGGUAAUGCCGACAUGAUAUAUUUGAUAAAUGUGAAAUUUGGUGCAUUACUAUCAAAGUUCAAGUCGGUUUCCAGCUCGUCGAAUCCAGUGGCUGAUAUAGUAUAUGUAAACCAGGUUAUUCCGGUAAAGGGGCAAUCCCAAAAUACAUCGAAUUCAGUGGGAUUCUAUUUGAACUUGAAAAAUAAGGACAAAAAUUUAUAUUUGAAUGUUAUUGACAUCAAUGUUGGCUUUAACAAGUUGAAUGAAUGUUUAGGCAAGGCAUUGGAAAAACCUAAAGAGAAAAAGUUGCAUAAUUUGGUAGAGUUGUAUGAUGAUGAUGAUGAUGAUGAUGAUGGUGAUGGCACAGUGAAUGGAGGCCAUUCAAUCGAAAAGACAAACAGUGAGCUUGAUGAGGUAUAUGAGAGUUUAAAAGAAGCGCAACAAGCUGGAGAUUUGCAUAAAUGGGAAUCGAUAUUAAUACCAUAUUUGAAGAAUAACAAAUCUUGGCAAGAUAUCAAGAAAAAUGGAGACAAGCAGAGUAAAAAGAAUAAAGUGUACCAGUAUAAGGAAUUUGAAGUAGAAAAUGAUCGAGUUGUUGAUGUCAAGUUUAUUGAGUCCUUGUUUGAACUUUUAUUUGAUACCAACCCUUUACUGUUUAAGAACUCUGCUUUUGUUCCUGAAUAUACCUUGAUGUACCUUUUGACCAAUCCAAUUUACCCGAAAUUAUAUGCCAAGGGAUUAAUACAAUUGCUCGAUGAAACGAAAAAUAAGACUCUUUUAAGACAGGCUAUCAAUACAUGCUUGAAUAUUCCGUUGGAUGAUUUUCUCCAGCAGUUGUUGAGAGAGAAGGAUGCAACUGUGAUUCACGACUUGAUCAACCGUGUUGUUUUAGAGUUUUCCACUGAUAAAAUUACAACUGUUUUGAAGAAGGUUAUCGAUGGCCAAGACCACUCAGUGGAUGUGAUUGAGUUGAUUAACAAAUUACUUGCUUCAAAGACAGCUAAUAAUUGGAUUUUAAUUGAGAUCUUGAUUAGUAUCAAUGGGUUGUUCAAUUGGUCAGAGGACGAUUUGAAAAGAUUGAAUAGAUUAGUUGAUAUUAGUUUGAAAGCACUUGAAGUGAAUGCCUAUAAUUUGACACUAGUUAAACAAAUACAAUUAAAGAAAAACCAGUUGGCUCAGAUUCACAAUGGUAAGAAGAGUAAAAAUGAAAUAAAUUCAAGUACAAGUGGAUUGGGAUUAUUGUCCAUCACCGAUCAAACGAGUUUGGGCAAUAAAAAAGUGGAUAGUCUUGUUAAUUCAAAGGUGCCAUUGUAUUCUAUCGAGACCUUGGAUGUGUAG